Papaver somniferum (opium poppy) is the source of this 1060-nucleotide messenger RNA. RefSeq lists its product as uncharacterized. Lineage: Eukaryota; Viridiplantae; Streptophyta; Magnoliopsida; Ranunculales; Papaveraceae. The record is from RefSeq and is a predicted model, not a curated record. Bases 232 to 837 code for a protein of 201 amino acids. Gene Ontology annotation, cellular component: integrator complex. Gene Ontology annotation, biological process: snRNA 3'-end processing. The transcript is spliced from 2 exons.
UUCGGAUCGGACCAGACGGUCGAAUUGACGAUUCAGUCACUUUUCUGGUCCGAUUCAACACUGUCCCAAUAACUUUGUAAAUUAAAAACCGUUUAACUACGGGCCAGCCUACCCUAUACAGACCGUACCCACAUAAUCCCAAAGAUCCUCCUUUUUUUCUCUUUGGCGCUAAUAUUUUUCAAUACUACCACGACGCUCAAAUCCAAGUAGGGAAGACGAAAAGUAUAAGCCAUGGAAAAGAUUUGUGCAGCUCACGCCAUGCAAUGGAGCAUCGAGCUCGAGAACGGUCUCCGAUCCAAAAAACCUGGUAAAGUUAUUGAAUCGAUAUUACAAACUGGAACUCGACUUGAACAAUGGAGUAAAGAACCUAAUUAUCCAUUAUCAGUAUUACAAAUGUUUGGUUUAAUUCCUGGUGAAGAUAGAUUGUUUGCAAAUACUAUACUUCUACGUCUAGCCGAUGCAUUUAAAUCUGGUGAUAAACAGAUUAGAAUUUCUGUUUUGAAAGUUUUUUUGGGGGAGAUGAAGUUCAGGAGAAGUAAAGGGAAAAGUUAUAAUGGGAUAUUGAAGAAGGAUAGGGUUUUUAAUCAUGCUGAACUUCUUAAAAGAGUAAAGCUAGUUUAUGAUACCGGAGAUGUGGAAUCAAGAGGGUUGGUUUUUAGAUUAAUUGGUUGUUGGGCUGAUUUUGCCAAGGAUAGUGCUGAAAUUAGGUAUAUGGUGUUGUCCAGUUUGGGUUCUUGCCAUGUUUCGGAGGUGAGAUCAUUGUACACUUCUACUUUUUGUCAUAACGAUUUCAGAAUGGAUGCCAUGAUUUAUGAAAUGUUCGUGUUCGGCAUGUGAUUGUGAUGAUUUCUUUCGAGUGACGAGUAAGUAGUCAGUAACUUUUUAUAGUAAUAGUAACUUAAUUAUGUUUUUAAGGUUAGAACUAGGAUUUCUUGCUAUUCCUAAGGUUUGAUAAGUAAACCCCUAGGAUAUAUGUGCCAAGGUGUGAUACCUAUGCAUGGUUUGAUAGGAUAUGUCCGUGCAUGCAUUUACUCUUUUCAAAAUUAUUUCAGUAAUGAAA